This is a messenger RNA of Echinops telfairi (small Madagascar hedgehog), 3135 nucleotides long. RefSeq names its product RIO kinase 3 (gene RIOK3). Gene Ontology annotation, cellular component: preribosome, small subunit precursor; cytosol. Lineage: Eukaryota; Metazoa; Chordata; Mammalia; Afrosoricida; Tenrecidae. The transcript is spliced from 13 exons. Gene Ontology annotation, biological process: maturation of SSU-rRNA; protein phosphorylation. The coding region runs from base 137 to 1699 and encodes 520 amino acids. The record is from RefSeq and is a predicted model, not a curated record. Gene Ontology annotation, molecular function: protein serine/threonine kinase activity; ATP binding.
CGGCGCCAUCUGUCACCUCCGCUCCGGCGCCAGCCGACCUUUACCCCUGCCCCGCUGCCUGUCUCCUCCUCGCUGUAGCCGCCUCCCGGUCCUGGGCUCGCGUGACCCUGUCCUUGUCGCUGGCUUCUCCCCCCACAUGGAUCUGGUCGGAGUGGCAUCUCCUGAACCCCGGCCGGCCGCGGCCUGGGGAGCCAGCAAGUGUCCAUGGGCUGCCCCUGAAAAUACAAUAUCUUGUUCCUUGGCUGAUGUAAUGAGUGAACAGUUAGCUAAAGAAUUACAAUUAGAAGAAGAAAGAGCUGCUUUUCCUGAAGUUGGUGGUGUUGCCGAAGGACCUUUCAUCACUGGAGAAAACGUGGACACCUCCAGCGACCUCAUGUUGGCUCAGAUGCUACAGAUGGAUUUCGACAGAGAGUAUGAUGCACAGCUUAGGCGUGAAGAAAAGAAAUUCAAUGGCGACAGCAAAGUUUCCAUUUCCUUUGAAAAUUAUCGAAAAGUGCAUCCCUAUGAAGACAGCGAUAGCUCUGAAGACGAGGUUGACUGGCAAGAUACACGUGAUGAUCCCUACAUCCCAGCAAAACCAGUUCCUACUCCCAAAAAGGGUUUCAUUGGAAAAGGAAAAGACAUCACCACGAAACACGAUGAAGUAGUUUGUGGGAGAAAGAACACGGCAAGAAUGGAAAAUUUUGCACCUGGGUUUCAGGUAGGAGAUGGAAUCGGUAUGGACUUAAAACUAUCAAACCAUGUGUUCAAUGCUUUGAAACAACAUGCCUACUCAGAAGAGCGCCGAAGUGCCCGCCUACACGAGAAAAAAGAGCAUUCUACUGCCGAAAAAGCAGUUGAUCCUAAGACACGUUUACUUAUGUAUAAAAUGGUCAACUCUGGACUGCUGGAGACAAUCACUGGCUGCAUUAGUACAGGAAAAGAAUCUGUUGUCUUUCAUGCAUAUGGAGGAAGCAUGGAGGAUGAAAAGGAAGAUAGUAAAGUUGUACCUACAGAAUGUGCUAUCAAGGUAUUUAAAACAACCCUGAAUGAGUUUAAGAACCGUGACAAAUAUAUUAAAGAUGAUUACAGGUUUAAAGAUCGCUUCAGUAAACUAAAUCCUCGUAAGAUCAUCCGCAUGUGGGCAGAAAAAGAAAUGCACAAUCUCACAAGAAUGCAGAGAGCUGGGAUUCCUUGUCCAACAGUUGUCAUGCUCAAGAAACACAUUUUAGUUAUGUCUUUUAUUGGCCACGAUCAAGUUCCCGCUCCUAAAUUAAAAGAAGUAAAGCUCAGCAGUGAAGAAAUGAAAGAUGCCUACUAUCAAACUCUUGAUAUGAUGCAGCGGUUAUAUAAUGAAUGUACACUGGUCCAUGCUGACCUCAGUGAGUAUAACAUGCUGUGGCAUGCUGGAAAGGUCUGGUUGAUUGAUGUCAGUCAGUCUGUAGAACCAACUCACCCUCAUGGCCUGGAGUUCCUGUUCCGGGACUGCAGGAAUGUCUCCCAGUUUUUCCAGAAAGGAGGAGUAAUGGAGGCUCUCAGUGAACGAGAACUCUUUAAUGCUGUUUCAGGCUUAAACAUCUCAGCAGAUAAUGAAGCCGAUUUCUUAGCUGAGAUAGAAGCUUUGGAGCAAGUGAACGAAGAUCAUGUUCAGAAGAACGGAAGGAAAGCUGCUUCCUUCCUGAAGGACGACAGAGGUCCACCAGUCCCACAUGAUGAAUAACACCGUGCCCGCUGCCUCUCAGUGUCGACAGUGGUGAUUAUCAGCCAGGAGGAAGAGCAGUGCAGUUCUGGGUGACUUGAAAUACCAAAAAUGGAAACAUGAGGCGUGUACAUUGGUGCUUCUGCUUGUUUUUUCCCUUGUAACCCAUGUGCCAGUUGUGUGGGAUUUUUAGCGCAGCACUGAAAGAAUAGAAUGUCACUACCUCUCAUCUCAUGACUAGGGUAAGAUCUAAAGGCUGUCUGCCAGAAGUCCACCUGGUUUUACAUGAUUCGUGGUACUGAAUGUUUUCAUAGGAGGUUUUUUAACUUAGACAAUAUUUCCCACAAUGGAAGGGCCAGACAGAUGUGUUUACAGGGGAGGGUUUUGUUACCUCUUUUCUGUUACAUCUUUAUUCAUAUAUUUUACUGACCUCAAACUAGCCCUUCUCAAUUCUUUUUCCAAAUUGUGACCAUGAGUCUAAAGGAAAAAUUAUUCUCUAUAGUAGGUAGGACAAGUGCAAAUUUGGUUUCACAAAAGCUGAUGGAAACAGGCAUAAGCAAUAUACUUUUUAUUGGGGUGUCAUGAAAAGGAGUUGAAUGGAGCGUCUUCCAUACUGUAACACCCAAGAAGAGACAUCCUAAGUUUGUGGAGAAGAUAAAUAUAUAAGAACUACUUAACUAUCCUGGCCCAAGAAGUUUCUUUAAACUUUCAAUUAUUUUGCAUUUAGUUAAAAUGGUUAAACUAUAAUUCACACAGCUGUAAUGUAAAUGUGGAUUAUUUGAAAGGGCAGACUAAGAUUUAAACCAUGUUUGACAUUCUAUGUUCAGUUUACAUUUUACUCAAACUAGUUAUUGAUUAAUUUCCAAGAGAAAUAUGGCAAAUGAGAAAUACAUAAUUCAGUGGGGAAAGGUAUCUUUAAAGUAGCUCAGGAAUCAAACUAACCAGCUGAUUUGAAUGAGCUGAUGUGAUCUUUCAGUAGUCUAUCACUGAGACAAUGGCUGCGUCCUUCUGAGAGAAAAGCACGCUCCUACUUUCCUCAUGAGUUUGUUAGGGUGAGGUUUACAAACCACAACAUGUGAAGCCUGCUGUUGCCACUAAGUCAGAUUAGAGAAGGAAAAAAUCCAAACAUCUUAACAUUUUUAAAAGCCAAAUACGUUCUUCCUGAACACAUUUUUUUUUAUUUCUCCUGCAUAGUUUUUAACUGCAUUUCAGAAAAGUGUGUUUGAGGUAGAUACUCAUUACAAUCCUAAAAUGUUUACUAUUCUGAAGCAAAGGUUAAGUGGCUGGUGAUUACUGACAGAAAUUCCAGAGAACUAAUUUUUAAAAGCUUUACCAUUUAAAUGUUUUGUUUUCUAACAUCGGCUGUUUCACAAAGAGCAACAGACCAUUGCUGUGUGACAUUCUUAAGUGUGUUGUGAACAUGCUUUUUAAAAAUUAAAAAUGAAGAGAUCAUUUUA